AUCUCUGAGCUCCUCAGUAUUUCUGCAGCAGUCCACUGAAAAUAAUAACACUUGUGUGAACAUCUUCCCUUGUUUACAAGAGAAGUGACGGUGAUACAGUUCGACCCAGUCUGUAGAGCAGAUUCAGAGUCUUUGUGGUGUCCUUCUGGCUGCUUAGGGUUUUUUGAAAAAUCCAAGCUUUCAUUUAAUUUUUUGGCCCAAUAAAAAUGAAAGUAGCGCUCUUUUCAGCACUAAAGUAGUUAUUUUAGUCUGUUAUCUCUGUCACCCCCAUGUAAAAUCCAAGGAAAUGGGCUUUUUUUUUUAUCAUACUGCUGUUCUUUGCAAGAGUCUGAUGUGGUAGAUUGCCCUGUCUAGACAGCUAAUUUAUCUUAGUGGUGAGAUAACAGUUUAGAAUAUACAACCGUGUUUAUAUCUUGAAGCAGCUUGAAAACUGUGUGUGCCUUUCUACAGUUUGUUUCCACUCACCCACUUAGCAGGAAAGUCCUGGCUUCCAGGGAAUUCCUUGAUUAGGUGAUGCAGACCUGCUGAGGCUUGGGUUUUAUUCCAGCUGCACUAUAACCAUUUGGUCACCAUGAACUGCUGCUUUCCUUUGACUGAUUUCUAAGUUCUGUGCUGUGUGCACAGUAACUUGAUUCUUACUUGAUUUCUCAGGCUAACAUCUGUUAAACUAUGUGUGUUACAUACAGCAAGCAGAGGCAGAAGAGAACUUUCCAGAAUGUCAGGAUUGCUGUUGCAGGAGUGGCUGUGUUCCUCACCUCUUCAAGCACGUUGCAAGGAUGUAUAUCUAGUCCCUAGUCUACCUCUUCUUUUCCCUCCUUCUGAAGAUGAACAGUGUGCUUGCACACACCAGAACAUCUCUGUCCUCAUCAGUUUGAAAGCCCAGAUGAGUUUUUCUGCUCUGCAGAAAACUACCCGUUGGCUCUUCAGAUUUACUGCCAAGCAGAAAGCUCCCGUUGUUCCUGGACACCCUCAUCCAGCAGGAAUGAGGAUUAAUGUGGUGAACAACCAUACGCAUAAACAGGGUCUGUAUGACGUGGAAGACGAUGAUGAAAGUGUCUCUCCCCUUCCUAGCAAACAGAUGAAGAUCACCACCUCAAACAGUUUUCUUCACAGUGUGGCUGGGCUGAGUGGCAAUAAGUUCUCUCUGUCCAAGACUGUUCCCCUGACUAAAGUGGUCCAGAAUGAUACGUACACGGCUCCUCCUGCACCUCCUUCCCCAAUGAGGACAAAGGCCUUGACAAACAUGUCCCGAACUUUGGUGACAAAAGAGGAGCCUCCAAAAGAGCCAGCACCUGUUGAGCUGGCCUUCAGUCCUUUGGAAGGCACGAAGAUGACUGUAAACAAUCUGCAUCCUCGAGUCACUGAGGAAGACAUUGUCGAGUUGUUCUGUGUGUGCGGUGCUCUGAAGCGAGCCCGGCUGGUGCACCCAGGAGUGGCUGAGGUUGUCUUUGUGAAGAAAGAAGAUGCAAUCACAGCGUAUAAGAAAUACAACAACAGAUGCUUAGAUGGUCAGCCAAUGAAAUGUAACCUUCAUAUGAAUGGAAAUGUCAUCACCUCAGACCAGCCUAUAUUGCUCCGAUUGAGUGAUACCCCUUCUGUGAAGAAGGAGGGGGAACCCCGCCGGUCAAGUGCAAGUGCUGCAUCAAAUCCCCCAGCUGAGGUGGACCCUGAUACCAUCUUGAAGGCACUUUUCAAAUCCUCAGGGGUCUCUGCAUCUGUGCAGCCCACAGAAUUCAAAAUCAAACUCUGAGAAGGAGCAGUGAGCGGUGGACUGGAAAACUCAUUUAAGCUGGGGAGUGAGAAAACUGCAGGAGUGCUCAUUUUUGCAUUUGCCUGCCUUGAAGAUCUUUUUGUUUUCUAUGAUUGCUACCUUACUGUACAGUAGUGUUUCCUUUUGUGUGUGUUCUUUCUGUUUUCAUAGUUGGAGUUUUCUUCCACGAUUUUUUUUUUUUUUCCCCCAAGAGAAUAACCUCCCCCUUCUGCCAGUAAUAAUAUUACUAAGCAUAUACCAUGUAACUCCCUCCUUUACUCCAAAGCCCCUAGUGGCCAUUAAAAGUGCACAUAGACUUUGAAGGAAAGGUUGGCAAUCUCUUCUCUUCUGACCUACCUUUAACUAAAAGAUGCAUUCUCUUGAUUUUCAUCAUUCAAGAGCAGCGCAUGGUUUCUGCAAUUUCCACACUGGGUACCAGAUCAGGUGUGGUUGCAUAUAGGAAUUGUGCCAUCCUGCAUCUUGGACUUUAAUGCAUUUAAUUGCAUACGGUUUGAUUCUGACUGCUGAAUAUUUUUCUGCUCGGCAGCUGUGACGUUGAGAAAAUACAUGAAAAACUGAUUUUCCUUCUGUGUAUACUGGCCCGUGGAAGCUUUGGGCAGAAUGGACAUAAGCACAAGUGCAGCACCCAUUUUGCACCUGUUGUGCUAUGGGAGGGAUCCUUCAACUCUGGUAAUACUGAAGGUGGGAGGAACAAAGGCUCUGGCAUUUGUAUAAUGAAUAUAUUAGCCCUUUAGGGUGAGUGGAGUUGCUCUUUCCUUUCUGGUCUGAAAAAGCACCGGGAUUGUGUUUGGAGCUGGAGGACACCAUCCUGGUGUUUUGUUCCCAGUACGUUGUAUUGCAUCUUCCUGCUAAUACAGGGACGUUUUUUUUUUCUUACCUUCUGACUUGACCAGUCUCCUUUUAUGAAAAGGAAGGAGCUUGGGUCUUUUUCCAGUACUAACAUGUAAGCAGCCUUCGCUUGCCUAGGAGAAAUCACUUUCUUGAGACGCAUAUAUAUAUGGGCAAUGUUUGGCUGCUGUGCAGGCCUGCAGCUUACAUGGGUGGGUUUGGAGGAUGACCACUUUGCUUCCUUGCUGCAAGGAGAGGUUUUGGAGGAGGGCAGGUAGUGCUCUGUAAAAGAAGGCAUGGAGAGGAGUAUUAAGCAUGUUUCAUGCUGAGCUACAAGGACACAGCUUUGGCCCACGAGCAUCCAUGAUGCACCACAGGCCACUAGGUGGCACUUCAGUACUUUGUCAGUACAGCAUUUUUGAUGCAGUUAUUUGAAGUCCCGGUAGCUCCAUUUGUUUGUGUUAGUUCAAAUUAUAAGAGAGGAGAAGAAAGAGCCACUGCCACAGUCUGGCUGGGGUUUGAAUUUGAGCCUUCAAGCUAGUUCAGGUCUGCUGAACUUCAGUGAACUUUCUGUAAUCAUUGUAGGUCCAGAUCCCAAUUCUUGGUCAACUCUGUGUUUCUUUUGCUUUCUCAUUCUGUAUUAACUCUUCACUCUAUCUAGCUGGUACAAACCAUUCCUUAUCUCACAGUGUCCCUCUUAGCCAUGGAAAUAACUGGGGACUUGACAGGACUUGUUUUUUCAGAUUAUUCUCUUUGGUUUGGAAAUCUAGUAAAACACUAGUAUUGGUAGGGUGCUUCAUGUGACCAGCAGAUGUUGGUAAGGGAGGGGUCUUAAGACAGCUGUUAUUCCCCUUUCUUAGAUCACCCGCCAAACAAUUGUGUUUUAAUAAACAUUGGGGGGAGGGGGAGAAAUGUUAGGGCUGGAGAAGAUUAUGUAUUAUCUGUUUCUGAAUAAACAUUUGUUAUACAGAGA
Molecule: messenger RNA, 3572 nt
Organism: Coturnix japonica (Japanese quail)
Lineage: Eukaryota; Metazoa; Chordata; Aves; Galliformes; Phasianidae
Gene: POLDIP3
Product: DNA polymerase delta interacting protein 3
Biological process (GO): poly(A)+ mRNA export from nucleus
Cellular component (GO): nuclear speck; nucleus
Molecular function (GO): mRNA binding
Source: RefSeq, a predicted model, not a curated record